GAAGCAGGAAGAAGGAAGCAGGAAGAAGGAAGCAGGAAGAAGGAAGCAGGAAGAAGGAAGCAGGAAGAAGGAAGAAGGAAGCAGGAAGAAGGAAGCAGGAAGAAGGAAGCAGGAAGAAGGAAGCAGGAAGAAGGAAGAAGGAAGCAGGAAGAAGGAAGCAGAAAGCAGGAAGCAGGAAGAAGGAAGAAGGAAGCAGGAAGAAGGAAACAGGAAGAAGGAAGCAGGAAGAAGGAAGAAGGAAGCAGGAAGCAGGAAGAAUGA
Molecule: messenger RNA, 261 nt
Organism: Candidula unifasciata
Lineage: Eukaryota; Metazoa; Mollusca; Gastropoda; Stylommatophora; Geomitridae
Source: the annotation of a GenBank genome assembly